AUGGCUCCUUGGGAGAAUUUUGACCAAGUCUUCUCUUUCAAUAAGAAAUACGCAUAUGAACCAAAGGUCUUUGACCAGAUUCUCGCCAAUCGGCGCUCACUCGAUAAGCUCUUCGCCGAUCGACUGUUAGAGCUCUUUGGCAUCCAAGGAGUGACCAAGGUCUAUCCUCCAAAGACGAAUGCAGACCUCCGAGCACUUUUCAACCACAUUGUCCCAUCUGAACUUGAUAUCCAUCACAAACAAUCCUUGAUCUAUUACAUCCUCAAGGACUGUCGCACUGCUCCAGAAGCUUCAGCUCAAUUUGCGCAACAAUGUUAUCUUCCGGAAAAGUACCGUCUUUUCAUUGAUGGACUUUGGAAUCUGGAUCGACUUGAUUUCAGGCGCGCAGUCGAAUUUUUAGCAGAUCCCUCUCUUAUUCCUACAUUCCCGGACGAGAUCCUCCAUGUCUUAACCCUCACCAAACUCCCAAAGCACGAUGAUAGUCUUGCAAUCGCAUACUAUCUCACCGCGGCACCUCCUCUUGCAACUGUCAAGGUUCGCAGGGCUUUCUUUGAAACUCUCACCCGCGCCAACGUCACCGAAGCAUUCUACUUUACGCGCAAGUAUGACGAAGAUCUUCGUCGGGACUUUUUCGAGCAAUUGGUGGAGUUUGUGCACAAGGCUAGCCCUGGCCAAAACAGAAGUAGGCGCGCAAUGGAGCUUGUUGGUCUUCCACUUGAUGAAGACGAAGAACAGUGGUUUGAGUCUGUUUUGCUACACGGCAAUGCCAGUACCCUGCCUGGAUCCAAAGAUACCGUGAUGAUGCGACGCCUAGCAACUGGCCGACUUGGGGAAAUUACACCAGAGCUCGAAUCACUGGGUGGCAAGAAGGUUGACGGUUUGAACUGGGAUGACCUCCGGGCGAGCAUACGACACAACUAG
This is a messenger RNA of Penicillium soppii, 921 nucleotides long. Its product is annotated as ELYS family protein. Bases 1 to 921 code for a protein of 306 amino acids. NCBI's taxonomy places the organism in Eukaryota, Fungi, Ascomycota, Eurotiomycetes, Eurotiales, Aspergillaceae. The record is from RefSeq and is a predicted model, not a curated record. The transcript has 3 exons.